Molecule: messenger RNA, 1540 nt
Organism: Cicer arietinum (chickpea)
Lineage: Eukaryota; Viridiplantae; Streptophyta; Magnoliopsida; Fabales; Fabaceae
Product: transcription factor TGA3-like
Biological process (GO): DNA-templated transcription; regulation of DNA-templated transcription
Molecular function (GO): DNA-binding transcription factor activity; sequence-specific DNA binding
Source: RefSeq, a predicted model, not a curated record
CGGCCAAAUAAUAAUCACAAUAACUAAGCUAAUUAGUUAGUGAGUUUGUCAAAUAUAUAUAUAUAUCUAUUCAAUUCUCAGCAUCAAUCGGGGGUCUUUCAUAUUGGACUAACCAAUUUUUUUAGGUUACAAAUUCUUUCAUGUUAGCUUAGAUAUAUAGGUAGAAAAAUCCUGUUUUAUCAUUUGGAUUUUGUGAGAGAAAGAAAGGAAGAUUAAUGGACAUAUACGAGCCAUUCCAGCAAGUUAGCAUGUGGGGUGAUAGCUUUAAAGUUGAAGGUGGAUUGAAUUCAAUUGCUUCCCCAAUGUUACUGGUCAACACUAGCAUGGAGAACAAGUCUGAAUUUAUUCCUCAUGAACCAAGGGACUCUUCUGGAGCUGAUCAAGAGACUACAAAUAAAGAUGAUAGUAAGGUGCUACGGCGCCUCGCUCAAAAUCGAGAGGCUGCUCGGAAAAGUCGGUUGCGCAAAAAGGCUUAUGUUCAGCAAUUGGAAACAAGCAGAUUGAAGCUCAUGCAAUUGGAGAUUGAGAUUGGGAGAGCAAGAAAGCAGUUGCAGGGUAUGUACACUGGAAAUGCAUUAGAUACCAGUUUUAUGGGAUCAUCUGAAACAAUAAACCCAGGAGUUGUUGCGUUUGAAAUUGAAUAUGGAAAUUGGGUUGAAGAGCAACAUAGGUGGAACGAAGAACUCAGAAAUGCAUUUCAAACGAACGCGUCUGAAGUGCAGCUCCAUCUAGUUGUUCAGAGUGUUUUGAAUCAUUACUCGGAUCUUUUUCGAAUGAAAGCAGAUGCUGCAAAGGCUGAUGUCCUCUAUUUAAUCUCUGGUGUGUGGAAAACAUCAUUAGAGCGCCUUUUCCUAUGGAUCGGAGGAUCACGCCCGUCACAGCUUCUAAAUCUCAUUCUACCACAACUUGAGCCUUUGACUGAUCAACAAAUUGCUAGCAUUAACAAACUUCGUCUAUCGUCUCAACAAGCUGAAGAUGCUCUUUCACAAGGACUGGAUAAACUCCAGCAGAGUCUGGUCCAAGACAUGGCAGUUGAUCCAUUAACUGCAGCAAAUCAUGGAUUUCAGAUGGCUAUUGCUUUAGAGAAAUUUGAGGGACUAGAAGGUUUUGUAAGCCAGGCAGAUCACCUUAGGCAGCAAACUCUGAUACACAUGUCACGAAUCCUGUCAACUCACCAAGCUGCUAGGGGCUUGCUUGCUCUUGGAGAAUACUUCCAUCGUCUUCGAACUCUUUGUUCUCUUUGGACUUCUCGUCCAUGUGACUCCAUCAUGUCACCUAAGAUUACUCCUUAGAGGAAGAGGUGGAGACAUGCUUCUGCUUCAAUUUCAACUACAUAAUCUGCUAUAUGGUUUACAGAACCGAUAUUCAAGUUUUGGAUGAAUAUAUAUUUAUAUAUAUGAUAUAUGUGUAUAAACGAAACUUAUUGCUGUGUAGCAGCAUGAGGCAACAAUAUUAUGUGAUUUGCUGCUCUUUAGAGUAUGCUUGUACAUACUAUAUAUAUUGAAUUGAAAGGGAGUUAGUUCAUCUUCUUUGUAGAGUA